Messenger RNA from Microthlaspi erraticum, 1680 nucleotides. The record is from the annotation of a GenBank genome assembly. Lineage: Eukaryota; Viridiplantae; Streptophyta; Magnoliopsida; Brassicales; Brassicaceae.
AUGGGACGUGAGGAGCAUGGAGGGACUUGGCAUGGACGCAGCUCAACUGGAUACGCAAAGGAAGAAGGAGAAGCCAUCUUGAAGACCAGCUCGACCCCUACUCGACCAACCGGUCGAGUUCCUCAACUCGACCGGCCAAGCUUCAACUCGAUCGAGCUGAGAAGUCAAAGUGUAUGCGAACUCGAUCGAGUCGGUCUACAGAGACUUGGUCGAGCUAGACUUACAACGGGUAGAAAGAGGGUUCAGAGGUCACAGAGGGUACAAGAGGAACCUGAGGUGCUUGUUGCUGAUACAAUGGAUGUACCAGAGGGGAAUGGAAACCCUUUGGGCAAUGGACUCGGUCGAGCUAGGCAAACUCGACCGAUUGGUCAAGGAGAUGCUCCAAACCGCCACCAACAGAGACAAGGGAUUGUUCCACCACCAGUGCAGAACCACAACUUUGAGAUCAAGCUGGGAAUGAUCAACCUUGUCCAGAACAAGAUGUUCCAUGGAUUGCCAAGUGAAGACCCCAUUGACCACCUUGAUGAGUUUGAUAGGCUUUGUGAUUUGACAAAGAUCAAUGGUGUCUCUGAAGAUGCCAUCAAGCUGAGACUCUUUCCUAUGUCUCUAGCUGACAAAGCUCACCAAUGGGAGAAGAGCUUGCCCCAUGGCACAAUCACCACUUGGGAUGAAUGCAAGAAGGCCUUUCUUGCUAAGUUUUUCUCCACCGGUCGCACAGCCAAGCUUAGAGGAGAGAUAUCCAGCUUCAUCCAGCGAAACAAUGAGACAUUCGCAGAGGCUUGGGAGAGGUUCAAAGGCUACACAAGUCAGUGCCCACACCAUGGAUUCAACAAUGAAUCACUACUCUCCACUCUUUAUAGAGGAUGCUUGCCUAGGUAUAGGGAGAUGCUAGACACAGCUAGCAAUGGGAACUUCCUCAACCAGGAUGUAGAUGAUGGCUGGCAACUUGUGGAGAACAUAGCUAACUCAAAUGGAAGCUAUGGAGAAGAGUAUGAUCGCACCAAUCGGAGCUCGACCCACCACUCGAUCGAGUCAGACGAAAAGUUGAGAAAAGAUGUUAAGGCAUUGAAUGAGAAGUUGGAUAAGCUGAUCCUAGCUCAGUCCACAAUGAAGAAAGUCAACUUUGUGUCUGCUGAGGAGAUGGAACCAGUCCAAGAAGGGGAGGAUACACAAUUUGCUGAGGUGUGCUACAUGAGCAAUGGGCAAGGAGGUUACAACAAAGGAUACUAUAAUUACAAGUCCAACCCUGCCAUGUCAUACCGCAACACUGAUGUUGCUAACCCUCAGGACCAAGUCUAUCCUCAACAACAAGCAGCUCGAUCGAGUCAAGCCACAACAUGGAUCGAGAAUCUCAACACAAGGGUUUACUCUCUGGAGAAUCAUGCUUCUUCUGUUGCUGCUGCUACAAAGCAAGGACAACUACCUGGUAAAGCUAUUCAGAACCCCAAGGAACAGUGCAAGGUCAUCUUCACUCAAGAAGGACUUGUUGAAGAAGAGGAUCAAGAAAGGGUCAUUGAAGAUUUUUGUUUACUGCUGAAUGAUGAAGAGAUUGUUGCUGCUGAGGCUCCUGGAGUCCAGAUUGAUCAACCAGAAGUGCAGCACCUACUGUGGCCAUUCACACUUCACCAGUUGAGCUCGCACGACAAGCUCGAUCGGCAGCUCGAUCGAGUCCAACUCUAG